AUCCUUUCUGAGCCAAGGCUGGCAGAGAGGAGCUGUCACGUGAGCCCAGGGGUCACGGGCGCAGCCCCAGCUCCCGCUCAGCAGAAGGCCAGAGCUAGAGGGCUGUAGGGAUGACCCAAGAUUCUCCUGCCAGCGCUCGGCACCAGAGCUGGAGUGGGAGGCCAGGAGGGGAAGGACACACACAGCCUGAUGGAGGUGUGGGGACUAGAUCAGACGCACCACUCAGAGGGGAGAGUGUCACGGUAGCCAGGCCCCAGCCCUGACCCCCCACAAUCGGUGGAGGGAAGAGACCAGACUUCUAAUUUUGCCUCUACCAGCUACUGAGUGACCGCAAGAGAAGCUCCAUCCCGCUCUGGGCCUGUUUUCCUAUCUGUGCCAGGGAGGGAGGCUGGCUGCCAUGCUUCACUUUACCAGCGUACCUAUCCCUUGCUCAGCCCUGGCCUGGACCCACAGACAUGAUCCCUGAAGAAAGACUCAGUCGAGUAUGGCAAAGUCACCACUUGAGCCAGAAGAGGAAGAUGCAGAGUGGGGCAGAGGAGGGAAUCACUGACCCGGCUCCAGAGGAAGAGGCUUUUAGCUGGUCCGCAGGACACCCAGGGUGACACCAGGUGUGGCUGGGCUAUUGGGGCGGAGGAAACAGCACCAGCAAAGGCAGGCAGGGGGGUCAGGGCAGGCCUGGCCUGGGGCAAAAGUGAGCCUUCCCAAGACCUUCUGCUAAGUGAAAUAAACCAGGCACAAAAGGACAAACACUGUGUGAUUCCCCUUCUGUGAGGUGCCUGGAGUAGCCACAUUCAUAGACACAGAAAGUAGAAUGGUGGUUGCCAGGAGCUGGAGGGAGGGAGGAAUGGGGAGUUGUUUCAUGGGUGUAGAGUUUCAGUUUUAUAAGAUGAGAAGAAUUCUGGAGUUUGGUUGCACGAUAAUGUGAAUGUACUUAACACUACUAAACACACUUAGAAAUGGUUAAGAUGGUAAACUUUAUGUAUAUUUGACCACAAUUUUAAAAGGUAACUAUACACAUGCACACACACACACACACACACACACACACACAGCCUUCCCCAGGAACUGAGUUGGGGAGGGGAGGCCAGAAAGGGGAGAGGUCAAGGGCCCUCAAACCAUGCUGAGACCGACAUGGCCAACUGGACUAGGAGUAUGCAUGGGGCCUGCUUGCAUGGGCGUGCACAGAGGUUGCCCCCAGGGCAGAAGGGAGUAGCUCCCAUCUUGUAAUGUCUCUUGGGGUCACUUCAAACAUGUAAGGGAAGAGAGCUGCUCCAACUGAAUCACUGAAUCUCCAAGACCUUAGACUGAGCAGCAGCAAGUCAUGGCCUCUGGACCCAGGCUGGUGGGUCAGGCCCAGCUAUGCAGGCAAAGGUUCCCGGGUGGCCGAGGCCACCCACCCUCUUCCCUAAAUGGCCUUUCCCGAUACAACUUACAGAGUCUCAGGCCACCACAGCUGUGGGAAGACUUACCACCCAACUCACACUUAUGGUACGGACGGGGCCACCGACACCCAGAGAGGGAAAGGGAUCUGCUCAAGUGCAUGUGCAAAUCAGGUGACUGGAACUCUGGUCUUCUAAACCCUCUUUGACUCAGUUUCUCCUUGGGGGACCUGAAGAAACGGAUUUUUAAUCAUUGCAGAGGAAGCAUACCACAUACAUUGGGACCCUUAGUGGGGCUGGCCAAUACCAUCUGGUUAUCUCCUACGUUAUGAAAAUAAUGCGUUCCAAUCAAGGUGAAUUCAAAUGAACUCUUAAAUGAAAUCUAUGCUACCCGUAAAUGUGCUUUUUGGACUCAGAACUGUAGAACUGUACUUCUCCGGUGUUGGGAUACAGCAGCCCCUGAUAGUAUGAAUUUCAAUCUUUGAGCCAGUCCCAGGACAUGUUAGUAGGGGAGAGUGUAGGUAUAGAUACAGAUCUCAGCUCAGCUUCUUACUAGCUGUGUAAUCUGAGAUUCUCUCAGCCUCAGACUCUUCAUUUGUAAAAUGGGAAUGAUUAUAUCUACGUCAUGGAGCCACGUAGAGUGCCUGCUGCUCAAUGAAGAGUAGCAUGGAUGAUGAUAAUGAUGAUGAUGAUGAUGAUGAUGAUGAUGAUGAUGAUGACACUGGAGGCGAAGAUGGAGGGAUGGUGGGGAUGGUGAUGACAGCAGAGAUGGUCAUGGUGGUGGUGGUGACGGAAGAGAGACGGUUCUUACCGAGGAGUGUUCAGAAUUUCCCUUUUCUUCUCGGGUAUCGGCAUCGGGAAGGAUGGGUUCCAGCUUGACAACUCUUUGGUGUGAGAAGCUUUGGGGUGUCUGUAAGGUGAAGCUGUGCCCCAUAUCGUGAGUUUUGAUUGUGAAGGUAAAUUGCUUCCAGAAGCAGGUGCUAAGGCCAUGCUCCCAGAGAACAAAUGCUGUCCCUUUUCCUUUGAGACCCUCUCACCCACCCAACUCAAGAACUCCUAGGAAUGAAUAGGCAUGUGGAGACAGGUUCUCUGGACAAUGGGAAGUCCUGAUUACCCCCUACCCACGCCAGGACUCCUCAUCCCUGACCCUGCGCUAAUUUUUCCAUAGAACUUAUCUUCUAGCAUAUGUUAUAAUUUACUGAUUUUCCAUAUUUAGUGUCUAUUUUUAUACCAGCCUCCCAGUGGGGUCCCAGCCUCCCUCCCCCACUAGAAGAGAAGCUUCAGGAGGGUAGGAACCUUCAUUUGCUUCACUGCUGUAUUCCAAACGUCUAAAAUAAUGCCUGGCACACAUUAGAUGCUCAAUAAAUAUUUGUUGAAUGACCAAAUGCUAAAAGGGUGGGAUCAAUGGCAGCCUUUGUUCCCCAGGACAGGCCCAGCUUCCUGGCUUGUUACCUGGUUUCUCCUCAAACAAACAGAGAGGGGUGAGGUAUAGCCCAGCGAGCCCGGCGUACAGGCUUUCAUACGGGGCCCAGGCUGGGGCUGUGGGAGUGAGGGGGCAGUGCUCAGCUUGGGGGUUAGUCCCUGGCAAGACCAUGGCCUUCAGGGGGCCUGAACCCUGGGUUCCUGCAUCCCUGCAAUACCAGAGGCUGAAGGCCGAGGAGAAGGAGCUGGAUCUGGAGUUCGAAGUCUUGAGUGUGGGGUUUAAUGAGGAGGGCAGAUAUGCCCUGCGGCUUACAGCUGAGAACCCCCUGCAGGCUGGCUCUGGGGCUGGGGUACUGUUGCAGGUAAAUGAUGGGGACCCCCUCCCUACCUGUUCUGCUGUCACCGAUGUCAUUGAGCAGCAGGAUCCUGGCCAGAAUCUCUCCCUUACCGGGAACAAGUUUGUCUUUACUUUGCCCAAAGGGUUCUGCAAGAACGACUGGCAGCACGACGCGCAGCUGCGCGUCGAGGCGCUGCGACUGGGCGGGGCCUCGGGACACCCCGCCCAGCGAGUGGGCGAGGCCAUCUUCCCGGUCUUCCCGCGCCCGGACCAGCCCCGCAUGAACCUGUGGGCGCGGGAGCACGAGGACCUGUACCACUACUGCGGCAGCCUGGCCCUGCUGCGUGCCAGCGCGGACCCCACGGCCCGCCACUGCGGGGGCCUGACCUACAGCGUGGCCUUCCGCGAGCACCGGGCCCCUCAGCCUCUAGCCCCAAACUGCCCUCCGGGGGCCGGCCAGCCAGGACCCGUGUCAUCACGCCCAGAGCCCCAGCUGCCCAGGCUGCAGGUUUUGAGAGAUGCCCGAAGUGACCAGGAGACAGAAGUCUGUGUGUGUCCCCCUUCAAGCCCCUCCAGCUCCCACCACGGCCAGGAGGGACUCAGCCCUGAACCAGGAUUCUGGCAGCCUCGGACCCAAGUCACUGAGAGCCCAGAGGAGCCCCUGAACACCUCACAGAGUGUGGAAUCUGUCACCAGCCACCUGUCUCCCCCUAAUAAGGAGACCAUCAUGGUCACUCUCCACGGGGCCACCAACCUACCCACCUGCAAGGAUGGCUCCGAGCCGUGGCCAUACGUGGUAGUGGAAACCACAUCUGAGGAUGUGAAGGACCAGAACGCCAAGGCAGUCACAUCUGUGACCACAGAGCCCACUGUAGCCCCCAUCUGGGGGGACACGGUCAAAGUGGAGCUCCAAACUGAGGAUGCGGGACAAGAAGAUAUGGUCCUCAAGGUGAUGGACAAUAAAAAUAAAGAGGAGCUAUUGUCCUAUCAAAUCCCCAUCAAAUACCUGAGUCUCUUCCACCCCUACCACUUUGAGCUGGUGAAGCCUACCCAGUCUGGGAAAGCUGAGGAAGCCACUGCCAAGACCCAACUGUAUGUGACCAUCGUUCGGAAAGGCAGUUUCUUCCACCGCGACACCGGCAGCAACCACACUGCUCUGGAGGUCUUUCUCCGGGGAAUCAACGAGGCCCUGGUCAACAACUCUGACCCCAUGGUGGUCAUUGCCAGGGUGGUUCCCAACUACCGUGAUUUUAAGGUCAAUCAAAUGAAGCAGGACCCAGCCUUCGUGGGGCUGCCCAUCACCCCACUCCCCUUCCCAAUCCCGUCUCUUCUGCACUUGGAUGUUCCUCAGGUCAGCCAGAACGGGUGUCCUCAGCUGUCCAAGCCUGGGGGACCCCCGGAGCUGCCCUCAUGGAAUCAGUCCUUCCUCUUCCAAGGCCGAGACGGAGCCACCAACUUCUCGGAAGACACAGCCCUGGUGCUGGAGUUCUACCCCUCGACUUCCAUGAAAGGCAGUGAGCCAUGGACCCUCAGCAAGCCCCUGGGCAUCUCCGUGUUGCCGCUAAAGAACCGUUUGUACCGCAAGAUGCUGACAGGGAAAGGUCUGAAUGGGCUGCACAUGGAGAGGCUCCCCAUCACGGACACCAAGCUGAAAACCAUAAAUGGUGAGGCCCCCACAGUGGAUAUCUCCUUCCAGCUGCUUUCCUCUGAGAAGCCAGAAAACUUCUUGACACCAAACAACAGCAAGGUUCUGCCCAUCCUAGACCCCAAGGUCUUAGAUGAGAAGCUGGGUACCAUCCAUGCGUCCAACACCCUGGUGAGCUCUACAAUGGACUGUAGCACAUCUGCCUCUCAGGAAGCAGAGGAAGAACCUCUGGUGCCCAAGAUAUCCCACGAAAUGGAGGUGAACAACUACCGGCGGGCCAUGCAGAAGAUGGCAGAGGACAUCCUGUCGCUGCGGAAGCAGAUCAGCAUCCUGGAGGCAGAGAACCACACGCUGAGGAGCCAGCUAACCCAGGGGGAGGUGGAAGAGGAGCAGAACGACACCAACAAGAGCCAGAAUCUGGUGUCCAUGAAGCAGAAACUGCUGCUGAGUGAGCUGGACAUGAAGAAGCUGUGGGACAAAGUGCAGCAUUUGCAGAAUGAGCUGAUUCGAAAGAAUGAUCGAGAGAAGGAGCUACUCCUCCUGCACCAGGCUCAGCAGCCACAGGCCGCGCUGCUGAAGCGGUACCAGGACAAGCUGCGGAAGACGAAACUGCUGGAGGAGACUGUGCGGCACCAGGAGAAGGUGAUCGAGAAGAUGGAACGGGUGCUGGAGGACAAGCUGCGGGACAGGAAGGAGCCCCUGCUCACCAGGCUGCAGGGAAAGCCCAGCGUGGCCUUCCCUGUGCUCUCAGCCUCUGGCCUUCCCCCGGGGCCCGCAAGAGAGAACCUGCCCGUCGACCUGUACUCCGCGCUACUGGCAGAAAACUCCAGGCUGCAGGCAGAGCUGGAUAAGAACCGCCACCAGUCGGCCCCCAUCAUCCUGCAGCAGCAGGCCCUGCCGGAUCUCCUUGGCAAUACUUCAGACAAGUUCAACCUUCUGGCCAAGCUGGAACGAGCUCAGAGCCGGAUCCUAUCCCUGGAAAGCCAGUUAGAGGACUCGGCUCGACGCUGGGGACGAGAGAAGCAGGACUUGGCCACAAGGCUGCAGGAGCAAGAGUACGGCUUGGCACAACCCUCAAACUCCAUCAUCACUGACCUGCCUCACUACUCGGCCCUCUCCAAGGACAGCAGGCGACCCUCAAAGCUGGACCCCUUGACGCCCAGCUCAGAGACCAAGCUCAACAAGCCCUCGAACUCCCAGAAGACCUGAGUCUUAGCAGACCUGAGUGCCGGAGGAGGCCUCCCUCUCUGUGUGCUGGGGAGUCUCAUUCCACCCCCCAAAUGACUCCAUUAAAUGCUGUAAGUCCGUGAGCAUUCGUCUCUUUUCUGGGGUAGGGCAGCCUAGGGGGCCCAGCUUCCUCCUUCCAGACCCCACUCUGGGCCCUGUCCCUCUGCUGCAGCCUUAUAGCCUCCUGCCUGUCCCAGAAGCUACCAUUUUGGGAGAGCCAAAGGCCAUAGUGGACCCAGGAGGGUGGGGGAGAAGAGGCUUUCCAAAGCAGGAGCCAGGGAGACACACCCCUUCCAGAACUCCAGAAGAAAUGAGGCCAGCUCUGUUGGAAGAUGUGAGGGAGGCUGGGACUUUCCACUUGCCCCGAAACAUCUCAUAUCUGAAAUCCCUUCUUUCAAGUUCGAUUGAUCAGUUUCUUGGGAAGGGAAAGACUUAAAGCCUGACUGUGGCAAUCAGUUACAUGUUAGUGUGAAAUAGUCCAUUAACCAGGGCCAGGCUGAGUGGGCAAUGUUGUGUCCAUAUAUAGCCAGGGACAGGAAAGCUGAUGGGGCUCGGGGAAGGAACCCUCUGCUGAGAGUCGGAAGGCCCGGAUUCUAGUUAUAAACAUGCUGUGCGACCUUGAGUGACUCAAGCCACCUCUCUGGGCUUCCAUUUCCCCAUCUGUCCCAUGCAGAGCUUGACUUCUUUGAUGGUAGUGCCCUUUCCAGCCCUACCGUUUCUGAGUCAAAGAUAACUGGGGCCCAGAGAAGUGAAAGGAAGCAAGAAAGAGAGAGAAAGCCAACAAGAAAGAUGAUUCUAUGGUAGGGAAAAGUAGAAAGGCUCCAAAAGUGGACUCAGAACCUUCAGAUGCUGGUAGAAGAGACCAGGGCAGCAGGGCCGCUGUCCUGGGCGGGACUAGCUCCCCUGUCUGCCUGCAGAACUUAGACUUGGCUAGCAGAGGGCCAGGAGGAACCAGGCACCUGGUCAGGAGUUAUAGAACUCAGAGAGGGUAAGGGGGCCAAAACUGGGACCAGUGCCAGGCAGUCCAAAUAAUGCACCAAAGGCCCAGCCACAGUCUUCCUGCCUACUGCCCAGAGAAAGACCGGGUGGGGUAAAGCAAACAUACUGGCCUCUUAUUCCCUAGAUUGGCCACCUCACACCAGACCCUCACUCAGGCUUCAGCCCUGGACAUGCUCCAGAACUCUAGCUGACCUUGGCAGGAAGUCCUCAUGACCCCAUAGGGAACUCCCACCCUGAGUUCAGCCAGUCAGAGGUCUACAGGAACCUCAUUCCUGAUAGGUGGGCCUGCCCGGAAGUCUGUUCUCAGACCACCCUGUUCCCUCAACAGAAGCCGGGUCCUUUGUCCCUCUGCCCGCCGCUCCAGGAGCUCCCCGCACAGUGGCAAUAGCCCGCCACCUGCUCUGCCUUGCCCCCAGCCCCAGGCAGCAAGGGGGUUAAUCCUACUGGCUCCUGAGCAGGUGGGUCCCAAUAGAAUUGGCUUCAAGGGCAGCUGCCCUGGGUGCCCCAUUCGUGCCCAGAUCCCGUUGCUGACCCAGGUCAGGGAGCAUGAUCACAGGAGCGAUAGAUCACUCCGGGGGUCGGACGGAAAUGAGAACACUUCACACGGUUUGGUCAUUUAUUGCCUUCAUGGGUCAGGAAAAGAAGGGGAAGAGGUGGGAGAAAGAGGGGUGCCCUGGCCAACUUUCUCCUCCCAGAGCUGGCCCAAAAGGAGCAGGGGAGGGGGGCUGAGGACUGAAGAGCAGAACCGCCAUGGGCCCCACCCCGACCUUCCUCCAGCACCCCUGCUGUCCUGAGAGGUGGGAGAGGCAGCGUCCACCCUCUCUAAUCACACCUGGGGUGGGUCCUGGCUGUAGGGCCUGAAGGUGAGGAGGAUGGGCUUGUCGGGCAUCAGGAUGAGGUUGAAUGUGGUGCCCACAUCACUGAGAUGUUGCAUUUCAACUCUGAAGUUCUCCAGAAUCUGAGAAAGAGGGGUGGUGGGCUUAGGGGAGAGGUGGGGAGGGGCUGUCUCCCUCAGGGCCAGGCUCAUUCACCUGUAGGUGUCACCUGUCGUGAGUGACUGGAGGAACUCACCGCCAGCUCCUGUUUGGCCUUGCACAGCGCCUGAAAAUGCAUGACUAGUGCCUCGUCCCCUCGAUCAGCCUUAUAGCUUCAAUGAAACCUUGUCCCCCCCACCCCCUUACCCGUCCCAUCCCACCUGGGGGGGAACAGAUGGCCAGGGGACACCGAUGGGCCAUAAGAAGAUUAGCCCGAAACUGUCAGGGAGGAGGAAGGCAAAUAAUGGGAGACAGAUGUCCCCAGCCCUGUACUCCCUGGGCUCCGGGCAGAGAUGAGAGUAGGAGGGUCACUGCCUUCAUUAGGGCCAUGGCCAGUCCAGGUGGCCAGAUGCCCCCGGCCGGACUCACAUGGAUGAGGAAGAGGGUCAUCUCGAGCUCAGCGAUCCGCCGGCCCACACACUGCCGCACACCCCAGCCAAAGCCCAGGUUCCGGAAGUGGAUGAGUUCCUUGUCUUUACUCAGCCAUCGGGUUGGGUCAAACUUGCCCGGAUUGAGGAAGAAGGUGGGGUCUUGGCCCAAGGCAUAGGUGGACACCUGCACCAACGUCUGGGGACAAGGUGGGCAGAGGCCUGAGAGGCUUCAUCUACUCCCAGCCAGGAGCAUUAACUCAGCUUCCCCACCCCCGCUCCCCAGCCAGGCUGCCCAGUGUUCCAGCACGGGACCCCGCCCACCGUGUGACGUUAAAAAAGUUCCCACCCCCUCUCCUGAGCCUCACCCAUCAGAUGGGCAGGACUGAAGACUCAAGGCCAGGGAUGGCUCAAGGGAUUGUCCAGCCCUUUCCUCAACCCCAGAGGGCUCCCGAGACCCAGUGGGGCCUCCCUCUUAACCCUGGGCUCCAGCAACAUUCCAGGGACCAUCACCCCCUAUGCCCAGUACUCCUGCCCUUCAUUCCUACUUGGACUGCUGCACCAGCCAACUCCAGGAAGAAAGAGGGGACAGAAACCCUCGUCGCCACCCAUCUGUGUGCAACUGCAGUCUGUCCCCAGCCUCCUCUGUCUGACUGGCAGAGCCGGCAGCCCCCCCUGCUGCACCCACCUUGGCAGGAAUCAUGUAAUUUCGAAGAACCAAGUCAUUUUCAAGGUAUCUCUGCAGGGUCACAGAGAUGGGGUGGAGUCUGCCGGAGGAAGGCAUUCAGAAGCUGAUGCCCCAGGGCACCCGGGUGGCUCAGUCAGUUAAGCGUCCAACUCUUGAUUUCGGCUCAGGUCACGAUCUCACGGUUCAUGACUUUGAACCCCACGUCGGGCUCCAUGCUGUCAGCUGUCAGCGCGGAGCCUGCUUGGGAUCUCCCUCUCGCUCUCUGCCCCUCCCCCGCUUGUGCUCAUUCUCUCUCUCUCUCUCUCUC
This is a messenger RNA of Acinonyx jubatus (cheetah), 9406 nucleotides long. It is a transcript of the gene CCDC33, whose product is annotated as coiled-coil domain containing 33. The transcript is spliced from 22 exons. Bases 2972 to 5992 code for a protein of 1006 amino acids. The record is from RefSeq and is a predicted model, not a curated record. Gene Ontology annotation, cellular component: peroxisome. NCBI's taxonomy places the organism in Eukaryota, Metazoa, Chordata, Mammalia, Carnivora, Felidae.